Molecule: messenger RNA, 818 nt
Organism: Otolemur garnettii (small-eared galago)
Lineage: Eukaryota; Metazoa; Chordata; Mammalia; Primates; Galagidae
Gene: SPEGNB
Product: CAVP-target protein
Exons: 4
Coding region: 1-717 (238 amino acids)
Molecular function (GO): protein binding
Source: RefSeq, a predicted model, not a curated record
AUGUCCAAAGCAGCUCCCACCAAAAAACCAGCAGCUUCAGCCCCACCUCCUGGAUGUACCCUGGAUAUCAAUGACCCCCAGGUGCAGAGUGCUGCUAUUCGCAUUCAGGCCUCUUACAGGGGCCACAGGUCCCGGAAGGAGCUGCGCGAGAAGGGGCCACCGAGGGUGCUGGAGCCGCUGAAGGAUGUGGUGCUGAUAGAAGGUAGCGCGGCCAAGCUGACUUGCCGCAUUUCGGCUUUCCCGGACCCGUUCAUCCGCUGGAGCAAGGACGGCAAAGAGCUGCGCGAUGGGCCCAAGUACCGCUAUGUCUUCGAGGACCCUGACGUAGUGGCACUGGUGGUGCGUGAUGGUGAGCUGGCAGAUCUGGGCCAGUACAGCAUCAACGUAACCAACCCCUUCGGCCAGUGCUCUGACUCCGCGCGCAUCCUCGUGGAAGUCCCCGCGAAGAUUCAAAAGGGACCCGACAACACCAAGGCGCGCAAAGGCACCACGGUGACACUGACCGCGGAGAUCCUGGGCGAGCCGGCGCCCGACGUGGGCUGGACCAAGGACGGGGAGGACAUCGAGGAGGACGACAGGGUAUUCUUCGAGAUUGGCAGUACCACCACGACGCUGACCAUUCGCCGGGCUACGCCCGAGGACAGCGGCAAGUACGAAGUGUACGUAGAGAACAGCCUGGGCAUGGACCAGAGCUUCGCUCGCGUGGACGUGGCCUGAAAAGGGCCAUCCGACCUUUCGCCCUGGCUUCAAGCCCAGGGGCAGGUGGGACUGACAGUUCUCUUCCAGCUUGUUUAAUAAAGUGGCUCUCUCUGACCCUC